AUGGCUAAACGAUUGUCCACCAAGUUCUAUAUCAUAUUAAUUUUAGUUAAUGGGCUCAUAUCAAUUCCAGCCAUGUUUUCUAUGGGGAUGUUAUUUGAACAUUCGAUAAACGUGAGCCAAGCCGUAGUUAAUUUUAAUUCAUUUAAACGAAAUCGAUCAAACAUAUUUCAAUAUAUUAUGGUUAAUUGUUCACAAUUGCUACAUGAAUAUCCACAAUUUUAUAUUUUUCCUCAUGUCGAUCUGUGCACAAAUUACAAUUUAUCAUUAAUGAUUGGGAAAAUGGCCGUGUUAUUGUCGACUUUAUUCAAUACCUAUUUGCCCUACGGCUUGUAUGGGCCACCGUUGAUACCAGUAAUCAUAAUGGCAGUCGCAUCAAGUCUACUAUUUUAUACAAACUUCACAAAUAAUGAGUGGGACAUUGCUGUAUUAGAAUCAUUGUCAAUAGUAGCCGGUUAUUUGUUAAUUAUUUUUCAUUAUGCAUUUCCAAAUUUCGAUCAACGGUUGUCAGCCAUAUACAUUCAGGUGAAACAAUCCCAUGUAAUGAAAACCGCAUAAAAAUCGGCGGUUAACCGCGGCUUUACCGGUUCGGUUACCGGCUCUCAUUACCGCAGAACGGAUAAAUACCGCGGUUUACCGCAAAAAUUGAUCCGGUAUUGGCAACAUGGGAUGGUUAUCAAUAGAUGACAAUGCAAGCAUUUAUGACAAUGUUCCUCAAUUAGAAGAUACAUAUGCACAGUGACAGUCCUCAUGCGUCUCUAAUAGUCAGAUAUACUGUUCAUGUCGACUUUUUUCUUUUCUUUUCUAUUUUUACAUUGAAGCUUUUUUUUUAUUUGAUCGAUGUUCAUUUAAAAAAUAAAGUUGGUAUAAAUCCUGAUCUUUUUUAUCUCAUAUUUUCGUCUCACAUGUCGAUAGAUGGCUAAACGAUUGUCCACCAAGUUCUAUAUCAUAUUAAUUUUUUCUGUGGACAUAUUCUAUGAGCCAUAGAUGCAGAGUGUACCCACGUGCACUUACGGGCAUGUACGGAAAGUUUUUGAAAAUUUAUUAACAUCUCGAAGCAUUUUUCCCUUCUAGGUAGGAAAAACUUUACAGUUUUUCAGACGAAUCUUAGUUUAUUUACAAAUGCACCGAGAAGAUGGUGUAGCUUUCUUCUUAUUUUUCGUGUUAUUUAAAUUGUGAAACAAUCAUCCAUAUCUUUCAUGUAGUGUCAGUACCGUUCUUUUUUUGGUUUGCUUUUACAACACAGUUCGUUCGAUGAAGAAAUAAUGUUAUAGUGGAAUGUACCACCAAUAUGUUGAGAUUAUCUAUUUAUUAGAUGUUCACUGAAUGAUUAUUUUAGUCAUGUCGAUGAAAAGCAGUGAACAAUAUCAAGUUUGAAAAGUUGAUUCUCUGCGCUUAAUUGUUUAAAUCAAUUUUAUGCGAAGUACAAGUACGAAGAUUACUCGAAUCCAACGAUAUUGAAUCAUAAAUGUCUUUUUUGCUAAUGUGUGCUUGCAAUAUCUGAAGAAGUUGUGAUUUUUUUUGCCAUAUAAAUCUGACAAGGGAAUUGCUCCUUUUUUAGUUAAAUUUUGGCGUUGAGGAAAUUUUUUAUUUUUGCGACAGACUGUACUUCUGCUGAGAGCAUUAUUGUUUUCUCACAGAAAGAUUUCAAAGUAGAUCCAACUGUGUGCUAUUAAGCGGAUGAAUAUCAAUAUAAUUUGAUCUAAGUUAAACGUACAAUACUAUAGAUUUUGAGUUCACUUCAAGAUAGGGAUGUGCAGUGUCGGUUUACUGACCACCGACUUGCAUCGACGGUGUGUCCAGUGGAGCACUGACUACACCGACACUGUAUCCAGUGGAGCACCGACUUGCACCGACGGUGUACUCCAGUGGAGCACCGACUACAC
Rotaria socialis is the source of this 1883-nucleotide messenger RNA. The record is from the annotation of a GenBank genome assembly. NCBI's taxonomy places the organism in Eukaryota, Metazoa, Rotifera, Eurotatoria, Philodinida, Philodinidae.